This is a messenger RNA of Teleopsis dalmanni, 627 nucleotides long. Its product is annotated as protein G12-like. NCBI's taxonomy places the organism in Eukaryota, Metazoa, Arthropoda, Insecta, Diptera, Diopsidae. Bases 1 to 627 code for a protein of 208 amino acids. The transcript is spliced from 2 exons. The record is from RefSeq and is a predicted model, not a curated record.
AUGCCUUCAGCGUACGCGGCAAUUGUGAUUUUAAUUUUGGUUGUAACACAGUUUGUAGGAGCUGACAUAAGAGCAGACCUACGUGAAUUUGUGUCUUUAAUACCACGUCAAAGAGUUGGUUUCAUAGCUGCCAGGCACUACAUAUUGGAUCAGAAGUUUCGCCAAGCUCUCAAUUUCGUACGCAGUCAGGAAUUCAAGGAUACUUGGGAUGACAUACGUGAAACCGAUGAGUUUGAUGAAAUUGUAGAGUAUGUUACCACAAAUGGUUCUGGUUAUGAUGUGACAAGUGUUGUCGACAGGAUUCCAAAUAAGUUGAGAAAUUUUCGAUUACCUGUUAAUGUGCCAGUCGAUCUGAUGUUGGAACGUAAUUUAUCAUUAUAUUUAAGAGAAAUUCUAAGUAUAUUACCGCGCAGAAGAAUUGCUAAUUUAAUGACGAAAAAAUUCAAUGAAGGUGGAGAUUUUGCUAAACUAUAUAAAGCACUUAGAAAGCCAGAAUUUCGGGAAAUGGUCAGCAAAGCACGGGCUUCCCCAAAUCUUGCGGAACCACUACAAAAUCUCAUAAAGAAUUCCAUUGAUGUGGAUGAAAUUAUCGAUAUAAUUUUUACUGUGAUCGAAUGGGGACCAUAA